ACGAUUAUUUCAGCCAAAAAUGAAUACUCACCAACAAACUCAGAGAAGAUCGAACACAGAAAAUGAUCCUGGAAAUGAAGAUCAUGAUCAUAAACACGAUGGGAAAGGUUGUUGCUCUGGUAACAAAGCUCAGCCGAAGCCGAUGGAUAUUUUUCAAGCUGUGAAGUCGGGGUAUUUGAUGAGAGUGCAGGAGCUGUUGGAGCAAGAAGGGCCUAGUAUUUUCACAGAGCAAGAUGAUAAAGGUCAUACACCGGUCCACUGGGCUUGCCUUGGUGGACUCACAAACAUCGUCAGGAUCAUGGUCCAGUGUAAAGUCCCAUUGGAUACCCAGAGCAAGAAUGAACUUGGUGCUAGACCGAUCCACUGGGCAUGUGUGAAUGGCCACAUAGCAGUGGUAGAUAUUCUUCUCCAGGCUGGUGUAAAUAUAGAUACUGUAGAUAAUAAGGGCUGUUCACCUCUGAUCAUAGCUUGCCAGUACGGCCAGACACAGCUCUCUGGUUACCUCAUGGGUAAAGGGGCAAGGCUUCAACUCACAGACAGAGAAGGGGACAAUGCAUUGCAUUGGGCUGCAUUUAAAGGUUUCUGCGAGCUGACGAGAUUACUAAUUUAUUCUGGAUUCAACCCAAGACAAAAGGAUAACUAUGGUCAGACUCCCCUUCAUCUUGCCUGCAUCAAUGGUGACCUAAACACAGUCAAGAUGCUCUGUGAGCAGGAUGGCGUAGAGGUCGAUUUAGAAGACCAUAACCACAAGACACCCCUACUACUAGCUAAAGGACGUAACCACACAGAGAUCAUGGGCUACCUUGACAAGGAGACAAAGAAUAUAAAGAGUGUCAUACCCAGGAUAGAUCUCAAAACUAUCAUGUUUGGUCCCCCGGGCAAUAGCAAGGCUCCAUUUCUUUUCUUCGUAAUCAGUGUAUUAUUCUGGGGCUAUCCCAUGUAUGUUAUAAGGUGUUUUCCAGCCACAUUUGCAUUAUACCCGGGUUUGCACAUGGUCUUCUUAGCAAACAAUGUCUUCAUGUGGUUCACAUUCUACCAAGCAUACACAAAAGAUCCCGGUUUCUUGCCCAGGAAUUCACCAGAAUAUGACCAGGCUAUCCGACAGGUUGCCCAGUUUGAUGAAUGGAAGCAAGGUCAAAAUCCACUGAGCAGAUUGUGUCACACGUGUAGACUGGUCAAACCUUAUCGCACCAAGCACUGCAGAACGUGUAACCGAUGUGUCCUUCAUUUCGACCACCAUUGUCCUUACAUAUAUAAUUGCGUUGGUUUAAAAAAUAGAACAUACUUCAUGGGUUUUACGACGUCGGUAUCAACGAUGAUGAUAAUGGUGGUGUAUUUUGCUGCAAUCCUAUUAAGGGAAGAGGGAUGGAACUGGCUCUAUCUUAUCGGUAUAAUUGAAGCCGUAUUCUUUGGGUUCAUCGCUACCGGUCUGUGCUCAAUAGGGUGGUACAUGGCCGUGGUCAACACCAACACCAACGAGCGCAUCAACUUCAAGCGAUACAAUUACCUCAAGGACGCCAACGGGAACUACCACAAUCCCUACGACAAGGGCAUCCUCCGCAAUCUUGACGACUUCUUCCGGGGCAAGAACCACAUGACAGACGAAGAGGUCGACCAGUCUAGAAUCUAUGUUGUAUGAUGUUACCACCUGCUAAUCAAACUAUAUUUAUAUUUUUGCUGGGAUGUAGUCGAAGUCGGCCUCGAGGCCACAGUUUGCCAGCCUUGGCUUCGGGCCACAGUAUGUGUACAGUAUCUAUGGGAUAAGGUUUUCUCCAGUGUUAUAUGUUGACUUUGCUGGCUUUCCAUAGUUGCAAUCGAUCAGAUCAAUCACAACUCUUUGUAAGACAGGCCCAUGGUAUUUAGCCAGAACAAUCUAGCUUCAGAUUUAUAUUCCUUCAUUCACCUUACAUACAUGUAGAUGGUUGCCAGAUGCAUUAAUUUUGAAAGGCCCUGUCUGAUCGUUCCAUGCAAGCCUUAUGUGUGACUUGAGGGUAAAAACUUUUUUUAGGGGGAUCGCGAUAUAUAAGGUCAGAAGUCAUGAUGUAGAAAGUCCUUAAUGAAUGACUUUAAAUAUAUCUCUUACAGUGGAAGAGUGAUAAAUGUCAACUGUGUACACUUGAGAAUCUAUAGAUCAACAUGUGGUUAUUUUACUUGGCAUUAAUUAAUUCAUUUAAAAUAGCAAAUAUUUACUAAUAUUGUUAUUAAUAUUGUUAUUCUUCGUAUUAUUUUAAAGGGGUUUGAUAUUUCGUGUUGUUUUUACUAUGGAAAACUAUAUUAGAACCUUGCCACUUUAUGAUUUCCUAUUGAAAUUGCAGACUUCUAAUUUCUUACCUUAUUCAGCAAUUACCUUGUUGUACUGAUAUUUACGCACUACGAGUAUGUGCAAUUUGAAAUGAUAAUCUAAUUUUAUCUCGGGAAAUAUGAAAAUAAAAAGAAAUAUAUAUUGUGAAAGAUUAUAUAUUUGAGUGAUUUGACAUGGUCAAGUACUAAUCAACUUUAUUUAUUUCACUCUGAAAAUUAUUAUUGUCCCUUUAAAAGCAAGGUUCACCGUGAUGACAAGUUGUUUUUGAUAAAAGCAUUAUCGGGGGAAAAUAUUGGUGAAGGUUUUAUGAAAAAUUGCCAAAUGGUAACAAAGUCGUGAAUUUUUUAAAUUAUGAUUUUGUGACGUCACGGACAAGCAGCCGCUCCAUUUAUCAUGUGAUAAAAUUUUUUUGAAUGUCAUUUUCUAAUAAAAUAAAAAAUGAUUAUUUUAAUUUGUGAAGGGAAUAUAACAUUCAGAGAAAUAUUUUUGUUUCAUUACUACAAUUGAAAAAUUGCAAUUUAUGGAAUUCAUGUCAUAUGAUAUACAUGUAUGGGGAGCUUUGUAUAUCACGUGCAUGUAUGAUGUCACAAAUGAAAAACUUUAAAAAUUUAGAACUCUCUUAUUCUGUUGGAUAAAAUUCAGAACUCUUUUAUUCUUGAAAGGAUAUUCCUUUACCAAUAUGUUCCUCUCACUUAUCUGCUUUUAUUGAGUUAAACUACACUUCAAUACAGUCAAGUUGACCUUCCAGGGACCUGUAGCAUAACAAUUUUUUUCCAUAAAAAGACUUUGGCAAACGAAAAUUAUGCCAUCUACACUGUAUAUUAAAAAAAGUUUUUCUUUUAUGUAACAGACCCUGGAUGUUGAAUAAUCGGCCAAUCCAUAACAUUUUUUUUCCAGACUAGAUUUUUUCUAAACGUGUUAUUGAUGUCUUCGAAGUCAUUUUUCACCCAAGUUGAGCAGAUUACUGUCCUCCCUUGAGAUUUCAACUGGGCCGAUUAACAUGUAGAUCUUUAAAAAUUCAUUGUCAAAUAUUUUGUUCUUUUUUUGCAUAAUUCAUACAAAUAUAUCAUGGUGCCUUUACAUGAAAAAAUCACAAUCCCACACUAUUAUAGUUUCCUUCGGAAGAGUAUUACUCUUGCAUUUGUGGGUAAUACCGGAUGGGAAUGUAUUAUUAACCAAGUCUCAUUAUUUAUAUUCAAUAGAUCAUGAUUUAUUGCCAGAUAUUGGGUUAAAAUGAUUUGAUCAUGAUUUACAGGAAUUUGUACUAAUGAUUUGUGUACAUUUGAUGAAAUCAUUUAUGUAAAUUAUUAAAUAGCCUGUAAUACUUGUAUUUAUUCUGCUGUACAUAAGACCUUUUCCCCCUAGGUUUUCUACAGAUGUACAGUGUAUAUUAGUAGUACAUUUUUUUACUAUGUAUUAUUUGUUUUAUUUUGAUGCAUGUUUAAAGGGAAAGCCCACCCCAAUGUCUAGCUGGUGUUCAUAAAAUCAGAUAAUGAAAAAAUAGUAUAUGAUAAAGGUUUGAUGACAGUCUACCUAGGAAUAAAUGAAGUUGUAAUUUUGUGAUGUUUCAUACGAGUAGCUCCACCGUGUGAUAUGUGUUCAUAACUCCAUAAGGUGCCAUAUUUUUAUAAUCAAUGAUUAUAAUUUUUCAUGAAGUAUGAAAUGAAUGAAUUAAUGUUUCUAAUGGUCUUUUAAUGCGAUAUCAUCGAAAACUUUUAGAGAAAUUGGUAUAUAUUGAUUUAUAUCACAUGACUAAUGUUCCUCAUAUGUGACAUCACAAAAUAACAUUAAAAAUACCAAAUUGUUAUUUGUUGAUGGAUUCUACCCAAACCUUCAUUGAUAUUUGUCUGUUUUCAUUUAUAUCAACUCGAUGUAAGGGUGGAAUAUAGAAUUUUUGAGUUUUUGUGUUGGUGAUGGGAUCUGGUGCAAGGUAAAGAAAUAACUUGUACCUGUGACUUGAUGAUAGUAUCAAUACAAUAAACCUUAAAACAA
Molecule: messenger RNA, 4294 nt
Organism: Lytechinus variegatus (green sea urchin)
Lineage: Eukaryota; Metazoa; Echinodermata; Echinoidea; Temnopleuroida; Toxopneustidae
Product: probable protein S-acyltransferase 23
Exons: 11
Coding region: 20-1639 (539 amino acids)
Biological process (GO): protein palmitoylation
Cellular component (GO): Golgi membrane
Molecular function (GO): protein binding; palmitoyltransferase activity
Source: RefSeq, a predicted model, not a curated record